UCCAGCACUAGCUAAUCUCACUGCAAAAAUACCAUUUCUGGUUAUAAAAGAAAAAUGGUCUGUAAGCUGUGGAAAGAGAAGAUGAGUGGAGAAGAAAAGGUGGUGUGUGUGAGUGGAGCUUCAGGCUACAUAGCUUCAUGGCUGGUUAAGUUCUUACUACAACAUGGUUACACUGUCAAAGCUUCUGUUCGUGAUCCAAAUGAUUUAAAGAAGACUAAACACUUGGUUGAACUAGACGGAGCUAAGGAAAGACUUUAUUUGUUCAAAGCAGAUUUAAUGGAAGAAGGCUCUUUUGAUUCUGCUAUCAAUGGAUGUGAUGGUGUUUUUCACACUGCUUCUCCUGUUUUUCAUUCAGCUACUGAUCCACAGGCUGAAAUAAUAGAGCCAGCUGUGAAGGGAACAUUGAAUGUUCUGAAGUCAUGUGCAAAAGCUCCAUCUGUAAAGAGAGUGAUUAUAACAUCUUCCAUGGCUGCAGUUUUAAUCAAUGGCAAACCUCUAAACCCUGAUGUAGUUGUUGAUGAGACUUGGUUUUCUGAUCCUGUUUUUUGUGAGAAUAUGAAGAUAUGGUAUGCAGCUUCAAAAGCUAGAGCAGAGAAAGCUGCUUGGGAAUUUGCAAAAGAGAAUGAGAUUGAUUUAAUCACCAUUCAUCCAGGAGUAACACUUGGUCCUCUCUUGCAGCCAACUAUGAAUGACAGUGUCAGUCUCAUUAUGAAUCUAACAAAUGGGCCUCAGAAAUUUCCCAAUAGAGUUUAUUCAUAUCAUGAUGUUAGAGAUGUAGCAAGAGCACAUAUUCAAGCAUUUGAAGUUGGUUCAGCUAGUGGAAGAUAUUUUCUAAGUGGAUAUAUUGCACACAUUUCUGAGCUUUUAAAGAUUUUACAACAGCUCUACCCUGCACUCACCAUUCCUCAGAGAUGUGAAAACGAUGAGGCUCUCAUGGAAAAGUACCGAGUAUCAGACUUGAGAGCUAAAAGUUUGGGAAUAUCACAAUGCAUACCAUUGGAAGUGAGUUUGAGAGACACUGUUGAAAGUCUCAAGGAAAAGGGUCUUUUUAGUAUCUAAUAAAGGGGCGGACGGAGGUUGGCUCGUUUGUUGCAGAGCUGUGUUGGCUACUUUUUGGGCAAUUUGGCUGGAGAGGAAUAGUAGGAUUUUUGAAGACGUUUCUUGUACAAUGGAUAGUCUUUGGGAUAAGAUCAAGUUUUAGGUUGCCACUUGGGUGUAUAGAUCGAAAGGUUUUGAGGAUGUCUUUCUUGGAUCUAUGUAGGGAGUGGAGUAGUUUGUGGUUGUAAUUGUUGUUGAAAAGUGUGAGUCAUUGGGUGUUUUAUUGAGUAUGUUUUGGUUUUUGUUUUUGUUGUUUUGUUACCCCGGUAUUUCUCUGCCAUAAGUGAGGAGCUCUGUCUCUUUUUCAAAAAAAAAUAAUAUAGGCCAUUUACAAUUAGCAUUUUCACUAUACAGUUGUGUCCUGGUUGGUUCUAAACCUUUAAUUAUGUGAUUUAAUGCUUAAAUUCAUAAAUCUUACUACCAUCCAUAUGUAGCAUUAUAAAUUAUUCAUUUCCAGCAUAAUUCUGGGAAAUUUAUUUGUUAUAGGUGUAACAAGUAUUGGUCAACAGUUUUACCAUAGGAAUAAAAAAUCAACAAGAUUUAGUUGAUCAUUUAGAUCCGUUUGAAACUUAUUAUUGGUUUUCAUUAUUA
This is a messenger RNA of Humulus lupulus (European hop), 1689 nucleotides long. Its product is annotated as phenylacetaldehyde reductase-like. The record is from RefSeq and is a predicted model, not a curated record. Gene Ontology annotation, molecular function: oxidoreductase activity, acting on the CH-OH group of donors, NAD or NADP as acceptor. The coding region runs from base 55 to 1059 and encodes 334 amino acids. The transcript is spliced from 6 exons. Lineage: Eukaryota; Viridiplantae; Streptophyta; Magnoliopsida; Rosales; Cannabaceae.